Molecule: messenger RNA, 1376 nt
Organism: Agrilus planipennis (emerald ash borer)
Lineage: Eukaryota; Metazoa; Arthropoda; Insecta; Coleoptera; Buprestidae
Gene: Rab9
Product: ras-related protein Rab-9B
Exons: 3
Coding region: 1-666 (221 amino acids)
Biological process (GO): retrograde transport, endosome to Golgi
Cellular component (GO): lysosome; phagocytic vesicle; late endosome
Molecular function (GO): GTPase activity; GTP binding
Source: RefSeq, a predicted model, not a curated record
AUGUCGAACAGGGUAAAUAUGCGUCCAACAAGUAAAAAUAUCCUCUUAAAAGUCGUAAUAUUGGGUGAUGGAGGGGUCGGAAAGAGUUGUUUGAUGAAUAGAUUUGUUUCCAAUCAAUUUGACGAAAAUUCGUUCCAUACAAUAGGAGUGGAAUUUCUAAAUAAGGAUGUGGAAAUUGAUGGUGAAACAUACACGUUACAAAUAUGGGAUACCGCAGGCCAAGAAAGAUUUAAAACGCUGAGGACCCCGUUUUAUAGAGGUACAGACAUUUGUAUGUUAACAUACGCCGUUGACGAUAAGGCCAGUUUUAGAAAUUUAAACAUGUGGAAAAGCGAGUUUCUCUUCUACGCAGAUAUUAAAGAAAAUACCCAUUUCCCAUUCAUUGUUGUUGGCAAUAAGACGGACGUAUCCUGUGAAGAAAGGAAAGUGACGCAAAUGGAAAUGGAGAUGUGGUGUGAUGAAAAUGGUGUAGCUAGUUGUAUCGAAACGUCGGCUAAAAAUGCGAGUAAUGUGCAAGAGGCUUUUAAAUUAGCUAUCCGACAUUGGCUUAAGGCCGAGAGUAAAGGUGACAAAAAUGAAAGUUGCUAUGCUGCAGACACCGUCGACUUGAAUAAGAGGAGCUCUUUGAAUAGGAGCUCGUGCUGUAUGGGAAGUACAGAAGAAUGAUUACAUCAAACAUCUCUGGAUUUCACUUUCUUAACUGCUUCGAAUUUAAUUCGGUAUUUUAUAUAGUUCAAACUGAUUUCCGUUUGCUUUCGAUCCUGUCGUGGUACUUUUGUUUUUCCCUAGUUUGUCGGCAUACUUAUUUAUUUAUUUGAUUAGGUGUACAAGACAACAGGUAUAAUUACAAUCAUUUAUUAAAAACAAAUUGAAAGUAUAAUCUUCUGCUGAUGUUUAAAACCAGUGUGUAAGCCUGAAAUUAUGUAAUUUAUUGUAUUAUCUUUACAUACGUAUUGCAUUAUAGCAAGUAUGUAACAUUUAUGUAAGAAGUAUGACGGCGAUGACUAUUACAAUUUGAAUUUCUGUUUUGUUUUUAUUUUUAUGUAAUACCAUUUUGUGACAUUCCAAUUUGUUAUGGGUAUUUUAUAGUCGCACAAAAACGGGUUCAAUAUCUUUGUAACUUAAAUUUGAAUAAACACUAAUUUCAAUUAAAUAUCAAUUUUACUUUUUACCGCUAUAAAAGAAAAGGCAGUUUUCCUCUACCGAACAUGGAAAAUAUGUUUUAUUUGCUAAUAAAGUCUCACCAAACACGGUCAAAUAAUGCACACAUUAAUUACUUAAUAAUAAAAUUGAAAGUAUUGUUAAUUAUUAUGUACCUAUGUGUAAGUUUUAAUUUAUUUUUAUAAAUCCCAAUCAAUAAAUGCUUUGUACCAUUA